Xiphophorus couchianus (Monterrey platyfish) is the source of this 2013-nucleotide messenger RNA. Its product is annotated as ceramide synthase 2-like. Gene Ontology annotation, biological process: ceramide biosynthetic process. The transcript has 12 exons. Lineage: Eukaryota; Metazoa; Chordata; Actinopteri; Cyprinodontiformes; Poeciliidae. The coding region runs from base 170 to 1387 and encodes 405 amino acids. The record is from RefSeq and is a predicted model, not a curated record. Gene Ontology annotation, cellular component: membrane. Gene Ontology annotation, molecular function: DNA binding; sphingosine N-acyltransferase activity.
CUCCUGUUGUCGACUCGUCGGGAUACAGCAGCACCGCUGACCUGCCCGACCAGACCUCCAUAACUCUGAGCGGGUUUUUAUGCUUCCGCCUGCAGGUUUGAUCCGGACACCGCGUCCACAGAGCUACUGCUGACAGAACCUUGCAGUUUGUCCACAGGAAGAAAAAAAAAUGGAUUUGCUUCCAAACUUGUGGAGACAGGAGUACUGGCUUCCACCUGGUGUGACCUGGAGAGACCUGGAGCAGCUGCCGGACUCUGAGAGACCUCAUCCCAAGGAUCUUCUGAUCGCUCUGCCCCUCGCUCUGGGCUUUGUCGCAGUUCGCUGCGUGUUUGAGAGGUUUCUGGUCCCGCCCAUCGCCAGAUGUCUGGGGGUGAAGAAUAGAUUGCAAGUGAGCGCCGCCCCCUCCCCUCAGCUGGAGUCGUAUUACUGUCACAGGAGCAAACAGCCGACACAAAUUGAACUUGUCAGUUUAAUGGUGUUAUGUGGAAAAACCCAGAGACAGAUUGAGAGCUGGUUCAGAGUUCGCCGGAACCAAGAUCGACCCAGUCAAACCAAGAAGUUUGCUGAAGCUGCUUGGAGGUUCUUCUUCUACCUAUCAGCAUUUUUAGCUGGACUGACCUCCUUAGUCAACAGACCCUGGUUCUGGGAUCACAGGGAAUGUUGGAGGCAUUAUCCUAUUCAGCCCUUAGAGGAAGCUCAUUUCUGGUACUACAUGCUGGAGUUGGGAUUUUAUGGCUCUCUGGUCCUCCGGAUCUCCGUGGACGUCAAAAGGAAGGACUUUAAGGAGCAGGUGGUCCACCAUUUGGCGACCAUCUUCCUGCUCGGUUUCUCCUACUGUGCCAACUACAUCCGCAUCGGCACCUUGGUCAUGCUGCUUCAUGACUCGUCUGACAUAUUGCUGGAGUCGGCUAAGAUGUUCAACUACGGCACCGGCUGGAGGAAGACAUGUGACUCUCUGUUUGUUGUGUUUGCUGUGGUCUUUCUUGUGACUCGACUGGUGAUUUUCCCCAGCAGAAUCAUUCGGACCACCCUGCUCCUGUCCAUGGAGGUCUUUGAGCCUUUUGCUGGCUACUACCUUUUUAACAUCCUGCUGAUGGUGCUGCAAGCUCUUCACGUAUUCUGGGCUGUGCUGAUCUUGCGCAUGGUCUACAAGUUCCUGAAAGGCAAGCUUGAAAAAGAUGAGCGCAGUGAUGAAGAGAGUGAGGCUGACUUGGAGGAGGAGGACAAAGCAAAAGAAGAAAAGACGGAUCAAGGAGGGGAUUGUUACUGGGGAAAAAGUAAAGAAACUCUGAACUGCAAACUGUCCGCGCUGACCAACAGUUGUGUCCUCAAUAACUUGACCCACCACAGAUCCUCUGUGGCUAAUAGAGCACGUAAAGCUCAGUAAAGCUUUUGUUUUAUGCUUAUUUUUAUGACUGAUCCAUUUAGCUUUGUACAGAAAACAAUGGACUAUGAAGAUGCUAUGGAAAUGUAGCUGGUUGUAGCGCUCAUGUUGUAAGAGAUAAUUUUCUUAUAUGACAUCUCCUGUCCUUUGGUUUCUCCUGAAAGCACUAACAGAGAUGGUUCUUUUGCCUAUCUUCUUCCACAUAGACAGAUAGUCUGUUAUGCUUCUGCUGCACAACUCAGCUUAUAAUUGUUAUUUGGUUGGAGAAGAAUGUAUUUUUCAUAAAAAUGUUUAAGAUUUUACUUUUAAGACCCACUGCAGUUCACAUGUAGAGAGAUUUCAUUUGGCAAUGGGACAGACUGACAGAGAUACAUGGAAUCUGAGCAUAUAUAUGAUUUUAUAAUUUAUUUAAAAAUCUGCUAAAUCUACUGAAAUGCAGCUUAUCUUUUCUAUGACAUUUAUUAUUUGUAAAAUAAAUGAAACUAUGAAGCACUUUCAUCUCACAAAGAAAGAUUGUAACAUAUACUUUGGACAUCUGUUAACACUGACGUAUUGUUUUUGAUGUUUAGAAAUGAUACAAGAACAGCUUCACAAACACAUACUGUAUGUGCCUGUAAUUUCAGCAUCCC